Molecule: messenger RNA, 319 nt
Organism: Closterium sp. NIES-67
Lineage: Eukaryota; Viridiplantae; Streptophyta; Zygnematophyceae; Desmidiales; Closteriaceae
Source: the annotation of a GenBank genome assembly
CUUUCCUGCCGCUAUUGCAAGGCCGCUGGUCGUGCCAUCACCAACUGCCCACUACUCGAGAAGAAGAAACGGCGACAGCAGCAGCAGCAGCAGCAGCAGCAGCAGCAGCAACAGCAGCAGCCGCAGCAGCAGCAGCAGCCGCACCUGCACCAGCAGCAGCACCACCAGCCAUACCUCCAGCAGCAGCAGCAGUUCAACUUCCGUUCUCACACAUCCAGCUCGCCCAACAAGGCAUCCACGCACUCCCCUCUGCCUUAUUCUGCCCACUCUGCCCAGCCCAUCCUCCCCUCUCCUAGCUACGACCCCACUUCCCCGACAC